Molecule: messenger RNA, 824 nt
Organism: Zootermopsis nevadensis
Lineage: Eukaryota; Metazoa; Arthropoda; Insecta; Blattodea; Termopsidae
Gene: mRpS10
Product: mitochondrial ribosomal protein S10
Cellular component (GO): mitochondrion; mitochondrial small ribosomal subunit
Source: RefSeq, a predicted model, not a curated record
CAUACAGAUAAUACCAACAUUGCAAGCAAAAAUUAUGAUGUGAAAAUGUUUAAAAGAAUGUAACUUUGGUCGCUUAAGAGUGAAGACAGAAUAGUUAUUUAUUUUAUUUCCUUUUCGUGCUAGUAACCGAAAUCGUUUUAUUAGUUCUAAGUAAUGAAUAUAUUACGAGACGUUUCAAAAUUGGUUUGUAAAACCGAUCGCCGAGCUCUUGCAAGUUUAUUAAAAUAUGCAGAAACUGGACUAAAACCUCAGUAUGUUUGUAAAGGACAUAUGUCUUUGGCCAGUCAAACUGAUCAGAAUGAGGAUCUAGACAAAUUGUAUCGAAUGGUGGAAGUGGAGGUUAGAGGAAAUGAUCCUGCUGUACUAAAGAGUUAUUCUUGGUUUACAACAACAGCUGCAAUGGAAUUGGGGAUCACAGUAGGAGAAUGCUGGACACCUCGUAAAGCAAAUCAUGAGCGCCUCACACUGCUCAAGUCUGUUCAUAUCUACAAGAAGCACCGGGUACAGUAUGAAAUACGUACAUACUUUCGCUUCAUGCAGUUUCUGCGCCUGACUGGCUCAACAGCCAACACCUUCCUUGAAUAUAUCCAGCGCAACCUGCCAGAAGGUGUUGCUAUGAAGGUGACAAAAGUUGAGAUAACUGCCAUUCCAUCACACAUUAAAACCCAUAGUGAACCUCAACAAUUAGAAUUGCCAGCAACUGUGGAAGAAAGAAACCUGUGAAAUGAACACAAAAGAAACAAAUGGUUUCAGAAUGUAAUGAAAUUAUUAUGCUUGUUAAUUUAUAAAAACUGUAUAAUAAAUAUGUUUUGAGUUUCUUUUGA